Molecule: messenger RNA, 981 nt
Organism: Pelodiscus sinensis (Chinese soft-shelled turtle)
Lineage: Eukaryota; Metazoa; Chordata; Testudines; Trionychidae
Source: RefSeq, a predicted model, not a curated record
UCGAUGAUCUCUCAAGGUCCCUUCCAGUCCUAGUAUUCUAUGAUUUUAAGACAACAGACACUUGUCUUUGGGGUCACAAGCUGGGGAAAGCCUAGAUAAUUGCAGUGUUUGGAGAGGCUCUAUAGACACUUGUGUGAAUGGGAGUGGCAGUAGACAGCUGAAACACAGCACUUCACAUAGUCCAUCUGCUGAUUUUCCUGUUUGUUUAUAUGCUUAAGCUGACUACCAACAAUGCAGAGACAGAGUAAUGGAGGCAAUUAAAGAAAGGCAUGUAAUGGAUAUAGAGGAACUGAAGAAGGACAUGUCAUUAAAGCCUCAGGAGCGAAAGGAGAAGUGGGAGAGGCAUCCAGGAAAGAAACCCCGAGAAUCUGAAAACUAUGUGUCCACUGAGCCUAGUGAAAAUGGCCAUAAUAAUGAUGCUGGGAGCUCUGAAAGGGAGACUGAACGAGGCAAAGAGAGGGUGAAGAAGAAACACCCCUUGAAGAUAACCAAACAGAUGAAGGUCCCUGCAAGCAGAAGUGGCAGAAAUAGCGAGGAAGACAGCAUCAGGGAGGCCACCAGCUCUCAGCGGAGCAGCUCGAGGGAUUGUCUCAGUGAUAGUUCUGCUCAAUCGCUUUCAGGACGAGGCUAUUCCAUUAUUCAUUCUUUCUCCUUCUAUGUGGAAAAAUGUAUUUCCAAGUCUUCAUAUGAAGACCUCCUGAUGGUUGUGAAGAAGUGCAAGGUGAAGUAACAAGAUCAUCUGGCUUAUCUAAGAUCAUCUUUCAAGGGACAAUACAAGGGAAGAGAAGAGGUACAAGAAGACAUGGAUUGAUAACAUCAAAGAGUGGACAAGCAUGGACUUUGUGAAGACUCAAGCACUGGCAGACAGUUGGAGUGGAGACAGUUGGUUAAUUGCUCAUCAGUUAUGGUGCCCCAACAACCAGUGUGGUUAUUGGAGUGAUGACUAUGAUUUCUGUUAGGGAUGUUAGGGUAUGUAUAGAC